Molecule: messenger RNA, 822 nt
Organism: Nerophis lumbriciformis (worm pipefish)
Lineage: Eukaryota; Metazoa; Chordata; Actinopteri; Syngnathiformes; Syngnathidae
Source: RefSeq, a predicted model, not a curated record
AUGACAGAAACUGGCGCGCAGCUGUUUGCUCGACUGGACGGGCGUUGCGGCGUCGGCGACAUCGAGCCUCGCCUCUUUCCUCCAGACGGCGAACACGCACCCGGAGGCAGACCCGGUGCGGUCGUGGAGCUUUACGGCACGGAGGGAACGGGUAAGACGGAGCUGCUCUACCACUUCCUGUGCCGCGCCGCGCUCCCCGCCGAGGCCGGCGGACUCCGCCUACGGACGGUCUUGGUGGACACCGACUCCAGUCUGGACAUGUUGCGGCUGGUCGCCGUCCUGGACGCCAAGCUCGUCGCCGCCGGAGCGCCCGGUUCGCCGUCGUCCCGCGACGCGGGCGUGCGCGACUGCCUGUCCCGCCUGCUGGUGGCGCACUGCCGCUCUUCGCGCGAACUCCUCUUCACGUUCCACGCGCUGGAGGCCCGGCUGGCGUCCGAGCCCGGCCCGGCGCUACUCUUUCUGGACAGCGCGUCCGCCUUCUAUUGGUUGGACCGCGGCGAGGGCGGGGCCAGCGCGGCCAAACGGGAAGAGAAUCUGAGCCGGUGUUCGCGGCUGUUGGCUCGACUGCUCGGGGAUUACGGAAUAAGCGUGUUGGCCACCUGCCACGCCAACAGGAGGCGCCGCGGCCCGUCCUCCUUCUCCGACCUGUGUCGCCCUUGGCAACAGCUGGUCACCCAUCGCGUGCUCUGUUCCAGACGAGAAGCCGACCCCGCGGGGGGCCGCAGAAGUCACGUCUUCAGCGCGCGCUGCACGUCGUCCGGAAGUAAAGUUUACCGAAGCUGCUCGUUCCGCGUGGGUGACGGCGGCCUGGAAUUUCUUUGA